AUGAAGAGCAGCGUGUGUCUGUGCGUCCUGAUGGCAGUCCUGGCUGCUGGCGCCCUGGCGCAGCCAGUGGCACCAGCAGAAGCCGCGGAGUCGGCGGUGCAGCGGGCAGAGGAGGCCCCCCGAAGGCAGCUGAGGGCGGUGCUCAGGACCGACGGCGAGCCCCGAGCGCGCCUGGGCGCACUGCUCGCACGAUACAUUCAGCAGGCACGCAAAGCUCCUUCCGGCCGCAUGUCUGUUCUUAAGUCCCUGCAGAGCCUGGACCCUAGCCACAGGAUCAGUGACCGAGACUACAUGGGCUGGAUGGAUUUUGGCCGGCGCAGUGCUGAGGACUACGAAUACCCGUCCUAG
Cricetulus griseus (Chinese hamster) is the source of this 348-nucleotide messenger RNA. NCBI's taxonomy places the organism in Eukaryota, Metazoa, Chordata, Mammalia, Rodentia, Cricetidae. The record is from RefSeq and is a predicted model, not a curated record.